Molecule: messenger RNA, 1144 nt
Organism: Arabidopsis thaliana (thale cress)
Lineage: Eukaryota; Viridiplantae; Streptophyta; Magnoliopsida; Brassicales; Brassicaceae
Gene: PGL1
Product: 6-phosphogluconolactonase 1
Exons: 4
Coding region: 338-1144 (268 amino acids)
Biological process (GO): carbohydrate metabolic process; pentose-phosphate shunt
Cellular component (GO): cytoplasm; cytosol
Molecular function (GO): 6-phosphogluconolactonase activity
Source: RefSeq, marked reviewed
AUCAUUAACCUGUUUUCACUCAAAUCAUCCAUCUACCUUCUCUCUGUAACAAUCCUCUCUUCCCUCUAAGGUUUCUAUUUGAAUUUUUACUUUGAUCAUUUGCUUGAAAAGUUUCAAGUUGCUGUCUUCUCUGUGCUUGCUAGUUGUGUUUGGUUUUAAUUCAAUGAUCAUGGCUUUUAUUUUGCUUUAUCUUGUAUUACUGUAUAUAUUCAAAUGCUGAUUCUUGGAUUUGUAGUCAAAUUGGAACACUGUUGAGAGUCAGAAUAUGAUCUUAUCUCUGUUUUUUCAAUGUGCAAAAUAGUUUCUGAAAAAUCGGUGAAACAACAGAGGAAGCAAUAUGGCACUUACUUGGACUCAUAAAGACAGGGGAGAAAUUAGGGUUCAUGAGAAUUUGGAGGAACUAAGCAUAGACUUGGUUGAUUAUAUAGCUGAGAUAUCAGAAGCAUCAAUUAAAGAACAUGGUGCUUUCUGCAUUGUGUUAUCAGGAGGCUCUCUCAUUAGCUUCAUGGGAAAAUUGAUCGAGCCGCCUUACGACAAGAUUGUAGAUUGGGCGAAAUGGUAUGUUUUCUGGGCGGAUGAGCGUGUGGUAGCUAAGAAUCAUGACGAUAGCAACUACAAGCUAGCCAAAGAUAAUUUACUCUCCAAGGUAAAUGUGUUUCCGAGACAUAUAUGUUCCAUUAACGACACAGUUUCAGCGGAGGAAGCUGCAACAGAGUAUGAAUUCGCCAUCAGACAGAUGGUGAGAUCACGAACCGUGGCUGCGUCAGACAACAGUGACAGUCCCAGGUUUGAUCUGAUCUUGCUUGGGAUGGGCUCAGAUGGACAUGUAGCCUCACUCUUCCCGAACCACCCAGCACUUGAGGUGAAGGACGAUUGGGUCACAUUCCUAACCGACUCUCAUAAACCGCCACCAGAGAGAAUCACAUUCACUUUGCCCGUCAUCAACUCAGCUGCUAACGUUGUCGUAGUAGCAACCGGCGAAUCCAAAGCCAAUGCUAUCCACUUAGCAAUCGAUGAUUUGCCCUUACCAGACAGCUCUCUGUCUCUGCCUGCAAGGCUAGUCCACCCGAGCAAUGGGAAUCUGAUUUGGUUUAUGGAUAAACAAGCGGGGUCUAAGCUUGACAGGUUUAAAUUUUCCGAGUAG